Molecule: messenger RNA, 8588 nt
Organism: Aethina tumida (small hive beetle)
Lineage: Eukaryota; Metazoa; Arthropoda; Insecta; Coleoptera; Nitidulidae
Product: plexin-B
Exons: 20
Coding region: 706-6477 (1923 amino acids)
Biological process (GO): regulation of cell shape; regulation of GTPase activity; sensory neuron axon guidance
Cellular component (GO): semaphorin receptor complex
Molecular function (GO): protein binding; semaphorin receptor activity
Source: RefSeq, a predicted model, not a curated record
UGAAAAUCCCAAGCAUCGAUGUAAUUUGCUAAUCCACUAUUUUGUUCAAUGUACAGACACUCCCAGCGUAUUAUUGGAAAAAUGCGUGGCCUCCGGCUGAAGUAAGUGCAAAAUCAUAGUGAAGUUCAUACAUCAGUGGCACACGAACCGCAACAAAACACAAAGAAUAUGAGAAUCAUACAUUCUUACAGAGGUUUCAAAAUGGAGUAGAAUAGAUGGUCAUUUAUUGUUGUUCUCCGAAGAAGUAAUGCAACGCUCGGUGAUCUGUUAUCGCGGAACGUAACACUGGACAAUAUUGGUGCAUAUCAUAAUUCAUAUUUAUAGAUUUUCCAUUCAGGCAUGCCGUGUAGAUCGAAUGUUAUUGUGUAGGGAACAUCUUUAGCCUUCUUGGAUGCUGUAUUUAUGUAUGACCUUUGUGAAUCAGGAUACUAUCACUGAACUGAGGUUCAUUUGUCAUCUAAUGAAUGCCUGAUACCAACAAUUAUAGAAAUAUGUUAAUGUUUGGAGGAGAAGACCAUUCGUUCUUUGGCAUUUCAUCUAGGGAAACACUGUAAACCAUCGGGAACAAACGUUUUAUCCUGUGCAGCUGAAAAGGUAUAAACAGAUGAUUUGAUGAACUGGCUUUGGCUUCUUUCCAUAUAUUUGUGUGAUGAAGAGUGGAAUUAAGCCUGUGCGCGCCUGGAGCAUGCACUGGGCGCCAGCUUCAUGUUGGUGAGGGCCGAACUUCACGCUGGAGCGGUGGUCGGAUCGCGGGACGCCGUGGGAACCGUGGCAGGCCUAUGGCUGCUACUUCUGGCGGGGCUGUGGGGACGGGCAUCUGCAGGUGUAUUGCUGGCCCAAUAUCCAGGCCCCGCCGAACCUCAGCUGCGAUUCUCGCAUCUGCAGGUUGACGCGAGGACCGGCCGCGUAUUCGCCGGUGCGACCAACCGACUGAUCCAGCUCAGCGCCGACCUGAAGCUCGAACAGGUCGUCGCCACCGGUCCGAAGAAUGACAGUCCGGCGUGCCAUGCGACCGGCUGCUCCAAUCCGGACACGCAGACGUCCCUCAUGGACAACUACAACAAGAUCUUGCUUAUCGAGCCCGAGUCCGACACGCUCAUAUCGUGCGGCUCGCUGGCUCAGGGCGCUUGCACGCUGUAUCAGCUCAACAACAUCAGCGCCGAGUCCAGGUUUAUACCGACGAGCAUUGCGGCCAACGACGCCAACGCCUCGACGUACGCGUACAUCGGGCCGCAAAGCUACAACAUGUGGGAUAAGUCUAACAUCUUGUACGUUGGGACCACCUUCACCAACAACGGGGAGUACAGACACGACGUACCGGCGAUUGCUAGUCGGAAGCUGAAGAGUCUCGAGAUAGCUGAGUUCUCGUUCAGUAAGCAGUCGCUGCUUAGUAUUGAUGUAAAAUAUAGAGACCACUUUAUAGUGCAGUAUGUAUACGGUUUUAACGCUAGUGAUUACGCGUACUUCGUGAUAGUUCAAAAACAGUCGCAUCUACCGGGUCAGGAAGAACAAGGCUACGUUUCGCGUUUGGCUAGGACUUGUAUAAACGACCCGAACUACGACAGUUACACCGAAGUCACCCUGCAGUGCGUCUACGGUGAUCAAAAAUAUAACCUAGUGCAAGAUGCUAAAAUAACGACGGUCGGUGAAGAGUUAGCUGUAGCUUUAGGUAUCUCCAUUAAAACACCUGUACUUGUGGCUGUAUUCCGCCCAUCGAAAGGCAUCACCAACGAACCCGAAAACCACUCGGCAUUGUGCUUAUACCCUCUAAGAGACAUUGAGGCCAAAUUCAUCGAGAACAUACACAUGUGUUUCAACGGCAGCGUCAAAUAUAGGAACAUGGGCUACGUUUCCGGACCCAUAUUAGAUGGUAAAUGUCCGACAAGCGGCUCAGCGGGCAACAUUCCUAACUUCUGUGAAGUCGGUUUGAAAAUUAGUGGGCUGACUCCAAUUGUAACGACUGCGUCACUAGUUUUCCCUAACACGUCGCUAUCUUCUGUCUCUACCGCCUCCACGGGCCGGCACGUUUUAGCUUUCCUAGGCACCAGCGACGGCAGGCUCAAAAAGGUACUGCUUUCUGUACCCGAAAUGACCGAAUACGAGGAAGUUCUGAUAGACGAUGGCAACGCCAUCCUGCCGGACACCACGCUCUCACCCUCUGGAGACUACCUAUACGUUCUGUCUACGUCCAAGAUUUCUAAAAUCAACGUGGAACACUGCAGUAGUUAUAAUAACUGCUCAGCUUGCUUGGAGUCCAAAGAUCCAUAUUGCGGUUGGUGCUCUUUAGAGAAGAAGUGUACUGUUAGAAGCGCCUGUCAGAAAGCGUCUCACAGCGCCCCCAGAUGGCUGUCAUUGGGUACUGGCCAACAGUGUAUAGAUUUCGAGCAGGUAUUCCCCGAGAGGAUUCCGAUAAAUCAAAUGACGACCGUCCGUUUAACUAUAAGAACCCUCCCCGAACUUCCCUAUGGUGCUAAGUAUAGGUGUGUGUUUGGUUCGGCUGAACCAAUAGAUGCUGACGUAACCGAGUUCGGUUUGUCCUGUCCAACGCCCGACAUUUCGAGACGUCCAGACAUACCGACUAACAAAGACCACGUAUUGGUACCACUGAGCGUUAGGUCCUCGGAAACGAACAAGGAUUUCGUAUCGAGGAAUUUCGCUUACUACGACUGCUCGAAACACGUUAACUGUAAAGACUGCGUUAGCUCCAACUGGGCGUGCAAUUGGUGUGUGUACGAGAACAAGUGCACGCACAACAUUACUAGUUGUCAACGAACCACUUUUAUUAUUAGCGGUGAAAACAACCCAACUCACUUACCAAACCACGGUCUCUCAACUUGUCCCCAGUUUAGAAAACGGGAUGUAAUACUACUUCCAAAUAAUGUUCCUAAGGAAAUGGUUUUCGAGGUGAAAAAUUUGCCUCACCCUCAAGCUGGUCACACUGGUUUCCAGUGCAUUGUUAACAUUGAAGGUGCUAAAAUGCUUGUACCUGCUAGAGUUGAUUCAAAUAAGUUUAUAGUCUGCGACAAAACAACAUACACAUACGAAGCUAAUGAAGGUGAAUACGAAGCUAGUGUUAGGGUCGUUUGGAACAGAAACCACCACAUAGAUUCCAUGAAUAUUAUUUUGUAUAAAUGUGAUAUACUGGGCUCUCACCGAGAACAUGCGGACUGUUCCUUGUGUGUGACAAGGAACUCCAAGUAUCAAUGCACGUGGUGCGGCAACGCGUGUACUUACAGCGAAACCUGUCAACAAAUACCGCACAUUGAAUGUCCCAGGCCCCGAAUCGAUAUGAUCAAACCUUUAAGUGGCCCCAUUGAAGGCGGAACACUUGUAACAAUAGAGGGAAGCAACUUGGGUUUAAAGGAGUCGGACGUUCAAGGCAAGAUCAGAAUAGGCGACGUACCCUGCGAGUUGGUUAAAUACGCUGUGUCUGUGCGGAUACAAUGCAUAACUGGUCCCUCAAAAAUCGAAACUACAGCACCGAUAAUCGUGGGAAAUGAGGCCGGAUACACCGAGUCAUCCGUGGCGUUUAGCUACAAAGACAUCAGGCUGUCCGGAAUUUACCCGUCUACAGGUCCUCAAGCAGGAGGUACUCAAUUAGCGAUAACGGGACAAUAUUUAAACAUCGGAUCUGAAAUAACAGCUUAUUUGGACGAUUAUGUUUGCCAAGUAAACAUAACGCAAGCAUCCAGUGGUAGAUUAACAUGCAUUACAUCAAAGGCACACGGCCCAGCAAAUAUCGCUAAAUUAACAUUAAGUAUAGAUGGCGCCAACAGGACGCUAGAAGGAAAUCCAUUCAAUUACACCCAAGAUCCAACAAUUAUGGAAAUUAAGCCCUUGAACAGCUUUGUUUCUGGAGGCAAAAUGAUCUUUGUGCACGGAACAAAUUUAGAUAACAUACAGAAGCCCGAGAUGGAGGUGUACUCUUACAGCGAACCGAAUAUACCCAUUAAUAAAACCGUUUGCACUGUUUUAAGUGCCACUCAAAUGGAGUGUCCCAGUCCUCCAGUCAACAGGCAAUUCUUGAUGCAAUCCAGAGCUAGCAGGGUGUCCAGGUCACUCAGGAAACCUGCCGCAAUGAAGAUGCCGGAGUCUCCGCAACUUAUAUUAAAAAUAGGAUUCGUGAUGGACAACGUGAGGACGGUCAGAGAUUUAGAAAAACACUUCCCGAAUAUCAGAUCUCAGUUAGUUUAUGUGGAGGACCCCAAGUUCUUUAAGUUCCCCAACCAAGUGAAGCUGUACAAAGGUGACACUUUAGUGAUAGAAGGGGAAAACUUGAACAUGGCCAGCGAUGAGGCUGAUGUUGUUGUGACCAUCGGUACUAAGCCGUGCAAUGUUACUAGCUUAGCGAUGAGUCAGCUGGUUUGUUCACCGCCUGAACAACAACCUGCGGACACUGAUGAAAAAGGUUUUAAGACUGAAACGAAUCUUCCCUUGGUUGUGGUAAGAGUAGGACGAAGUUUAAGGUUUCCUAUAGGAUAUUUGCGAUACGAUAUCUUUAAAACGUUCGCCUUCCCCCCGGAAGCGAUCAUAAUGAUAGCAGCUGGCACUCUGUUGUUCGUGUUCUUCUUCGUGGCCGUCCUGUUCGUUUAUCGAAGGAAGUCCACACAGGCGGAACGCGAAUAUAAAAGAAUCCAAAUACAGAUGGACACGUUGGAAAGUAAUGUUAGAUCCGAGUGCAAAUUAGCUUUUGCUGAGCUUCAAACUGAUAUGACUGAUCUUACAGCUGAUCUAGAAAAUUCAGGUAUCCCCACUUUGGAUCACACGAGCUAUAUCAUGAAGGUAUUCUUUCCUGGGGUUAGUGACCAUCCCAUAUUAAAUGCUCCUAAGCGUUCUAAUGGGCCGAGGACAAACUAUGAUGCAGCAAUGUUGCAAUUUGAACAAUUAAUAAACAAUAAACAUUUUGUAUUGGCAUUUAUAGAAAUAUUAGAAUCUCAGAAAUCGUUUAAUAUUCGAAAUAAGGUAAAUGUAGCGUCGUUAUUAAUGGUAGUUUUAAUGGGAAAAAUGGAAUAUGCAACGGAUAUUCUAAAAAGUUUACUCUUAAGAUUAAUAGAUAAGUCUGUAAAUACAAAACACCCCCAGCUAAUGUUAAGGAGGACGGAAAGUGUCGUAGAAAAGAUGUUGACUAAUUGGAUGGCGUUGUGUAUGUACUACUAUUUAAAAGAGUACGCCGGUUCAUCCCUGUUCUUAUUAUUCAAAGCCAUUAAGCACCAAAUUGAAAAAGGGUUGGUUGAUGCCAUCACCCAUGACGCUAGGUAUUCCCUAUCAGAAGAACGUUUACUUCGUGAAAACGUUGAACAUAGUGUUGUGACUCUGCACAUCGUCCAAGACGAUCUAGAUGAAAAAAUUCAGUGUAAAGUUUUAGACUGUGAUACAAUCAGUCAGGUUAAAUCAAAAAUUUUAGACGCACUUUUCAAGAACACUCCAUUCUCCCUCAGACCUUCCAUUUACGAAGUUGAUCUAGAAUGGAGACAUGGCAGAGGCGGACACCUCACCCUCCAAGACGAAGACCUAACCACUAAAACCCUGGGCGGUUGGAAGAAGUUGAAUACGUUGGCCCACUAUGGAGUGAAGGAGAGUGCAGUCAUGUCCUUGAUAUCAAGACAAAACGACAGCUUCAACAAUUGCAAACAGCCGUGCCACAACUGCGUGACCGGAAUGUACCUAAACAACUCCCAGUCUCCAAUAAUCACAGCCAACGGAGACAUAGAAGCUGGAAAUAACCCGAGAAUUUACCAUUUGAUUAAACCCAUAGACGACCACCAGUUCCCCAACAACAAACUCAUGGAGAGGACCCACAAAGCUAUCCCGGAAAUAUUCUUGACACGACUUCUCUCCACGAAAGGCACCAUACAGAAGUUCGUCGACGAUUUCUUCUUGACCAUCCUGACAGUGAACGACGCUUUGCCACCAGCUGUGAAGUGGUUAUUCGACCUUCUUGAUGACGCAGCCAGAAAACACGGCAUUCAAGACCCCGAAGUCGUACACGCUUGGAAAUCCAACAGUCUUCCUUUGAGAUUCUGGGUAAACUUUAUCAAGAAUCCCGACUUUAUUUUCGACAUAAACAAGACGACCACUUUGGACUCAUGUCUAUCGGUCAUUGCGCAAACUUUCAUGGACUCGUGCUCCACCACUGAGCACAGACUUGGCAAGGACUCACCAUCCAACAAACUUCUUUUUGCAAAGGACAUCCCCCGGUAUAGAGAGAUGGUAUCCCAGUUUUAUCACGACGUUGCGACACUGCCAGUUAUAACGGAUCAGGAAAUGGGCUCAGCAAUGCAGCAGUUGUCGGCUCAGCAAGCCGAAGAGUUCGACACCGUGGCCGCUCUUAAGGAACUCUACAUUUACGUCACCAAGUACCGAGAACCGAUCCUGGACGCACUGAACACGGACCCAAAUUGCCGUCGUCUGCAUCUAGCCCAAAAACUGGACAGUGUGGCGUACACGCUUGGUGGGGAGGACACGUCAGCCUGCUGACCAUUUCAGUCACCUGAUCCCUUGCUGGCUAGAAAUUUUGCGCCCUAAUCCCAGCCCAAUAUGCGCACAUGCUUCAAAACGAAUGUACAUCCGUUUCCGUUACACGUUCACGGUUUCGGUAACGAAGAACAUCAGUCCAAAUUGAAAGCGAAAACUGUCCUGAAGCAAUAAGUGCGGAAUUUGUUGACACUCGCGUCGGUGUUGGAGGUACGCCGGUGCCACACUCUGCGGGUGUUAUUCUUGUUUGAAAAUUUUACUUUGUGUUUUGUAUUUAUUUAUUUAUUUUGAUUGUUGUGCGUACGUCCAAUGCCGGCCCAAUAUUAUCGAUGGCCACCAGACAGAACAUUGAGAUUUAUCGUGGUUGGGAUAAAUUGUGAUCUGUGUAUUUUAAAAGUCAAUUAAACAUUUUUCGAUGUUCUUCUUCAUUGAAUAGAUGCAUAAGCGGAGAGCAUGUGGGUAUUAUGAGCGUGUAAUAACUGUGAUAUAGCGCGCAUGAUCAGGUGACUGUGAUUGGUUUGCGUACUUACCCCCUCCAUCGGCUGCUAGUUUCCUUCCAGAGUGCCUCGCCUACGCUGAUGGGACGUGACUUGGACAGUGUAUACUCCAUUGUUUAGCGCGGAUUAUUCAAAUUUUUAGCGCUCUUUCAUUCGGUCCGGUUAGUCUAGUUUUUUAGUAGAAAUCUAUAGACAUAUAUUCUACAUGUAUUCGACUGAUCAUCACUUAUUAGCUUUAAUUGUUUAGUUUUUUUAUUUAUUUCGAUUUUCGGGCGACAGUAUUAGGUGAUGCAGCUCACGACUGGUUACCAAUCGUUUUACUUUUGCAUUUGUAUAUCAUUGUGUGGUAUACAGGUUGUGAACACUGAAAAUUAGUUUACUAUACUGGGCAAGACUUGAAACAACUUUCCUUUGAUGAGCUCUUAAAUAUAAAGUAAUUCUAUCCUAGUGGGAUUUUAGGUAGUUAGCAUUCUUUCAAUGAUGUUAAUAAUCCAGACUUUAGGUCUCACCGUGUUAGUAUUUAAAUGUCUAAAUACUAAGUCAAUAUUUUUAUAAAAAAAACUAAUGUAGAACGAAAGUGAAAUGAUUUGUAUAGAGUCAGAUAUUGCCUCAAUGCUAAACAAUGUUCAGUGUGUGCAUUGUAACGAUUGGUACAGUCACGUUCGUGUUGUGAAAUUAUAAAAUCUCAUUAGAAGAAUCCUUAGACGGGUGAAAGGAAGAAAUGGUUUUCUUAGUUCAGUCGCGUAUAUGAUAAAAUAGUGUUCUGUACCGGAACAAUAUUUAUGUGAAUUCGUCUUCACGUCCAGUGAUUUGUACGUUACUAUUUUAAUUAUGUUUAAUAUGAAAUAAUUCAUACUUGUAUCUUAUCUAUUUUUUUGUAAAUAUAAUAUAAAUUGUGCAUAUAGAUUAUUAUAUCGGAUUUAUAAAAGUGUUUAUAUUUAAGCGUAAAUUCAUCGAUAUUUCUUUAUUAGAUUGUGUUAGUUCAUCAUUUUUACUAUAACAGCAAUUUUUACAAAUUUAUAUAUAAAUAUAUGUAAUAGUUGCUUUUUUAAAAUGUGACUAUUUGUUCCUAAUAAUUAAGAUAAAAUAACAUUCAAUUCAUUCUAAUUCUGAACUAAUACAUACAGAAAAUCCACGAACACAUUUUACAUUCAAGAGGAAACUCUAUUUUUAUAUCUAAAAAUGUGAUAGUACCUUAUAAUACUGAAUUGAUUCAAAUUUCGUUAGUUCACAACAAAAUGGAACACAUUAUAAAUAUGUCCUGUAUAUAACUCCUCAGUUCACUCAAAUAAAUGUAUAUUUUUAUUGUAAUACAUAAUAUUUUCAAAUUAAAUAUAUUUAAUAUAGUCAUAUUUUAAAUUAGCUUUUAUAAUUUUUUACAUUUAAAAUAUCGAUGUCUCAAUUUUAAAAUUAAAUAUACAAAUGUUAGAUAAAGAAUAUUAUGCAGUCUGUUAAAAUACCACCUUACUUGACUCAUAUUUUAAAAGUAUACUUUUACUUUUGUACUGAUUUUUAUUAUUGUGACAUUUUUUUUAGUAGUUUACAACUUCUCUUUUAUAUUUUUGGUAAUGUGAUUGUGAAUUAAAAGCUUUUUAUAUAAAGUGUAUUGUUUAGUGA